UUAAAUUCACAAAAACUGGCAAAUAAUACCAUGUUGCCCCAAACAAGAAGGGUGACCCAAGUAAACCACUGAACUUGUCGCCUAUUUAAAAUUAGAAAUCAAUUUUUCAAAAAAAAUUAGACAUCAAAGUCACGACCCCUUCAUCAAUCAUCUCAUUCUUCCGGCGUUCUUCUAUUAAGAUUCAUUGAAGGGAGGAGUAUGGCAGCAGUUGAUUCAUCGAAGAAAGGAUCAUCCUUUUCGAGUUUCCAGUACUCAGGAUUGAAAAGAUUGGGUAGGAGGAACCCGUUUUUAAGAUACGGGCUUCCUCUCAUUUCCCUCACAGUGUUCGGGACUGUGGGCCUUGGUCAUAUGUUGCAAGGGAGUAAGGAUAUUUCCAAAGUAAAAGAUGAUAAAGAAUGGGAGAUCAUUGAGGAACGGAAAGCUCUUUCCAGAACUGGACCUGUUAAUGCAUACAAUCCGAAAAAAAUUUCAUUGGAAGAGGAGCUAAAGGCAUUUCAGGAGAAAGUAGAUAUAAACAGCUACGAAUACAAGAGAAUCCCUCUGCCCAGUGAAGGCAAGUCGGCUAGAUAAGGUUUUUGUAUCCAGGUGUAGGCAGCAGCAGAAGCAUGCUUUUCAAGUUUUCAUGCCAUUGCGUUUUUGUUCACUUUUUUGGCAAAUCCCGUAGUUCUUGGGUCACUGACUCACUGUAUACGUAGUGAAAAUGUAAUGCUUAUUUCAGUUAUUUGCUUUUUUUUUUUCUUUUUUUUGCAAAUAAAAAGGAUAUCUGCACUUUGAUACAUGAUAGAAUCUGCAACUAACAUGAAUGGAAGAGAAUGUGUGUAUAUUCACGGCUUUAAGUUGAUUGAA
This is a messenger RNA of Chenopodium quinoa (quinoa), 846 nucleotides long. RefSeq lists its product as uncharacterized. The record is from RefSeq and is a predicted model, not a curated record. Bases 199 to 570 code for a protein of 123 amino acids. Lineage: Eukaryota; Viridiplantae; Streptophyta; Magnoliopsida; Caryophyllales; Amaranthaceae. Gene Ontology annotation, cellular component: mitochondrial membrane. The transcript is spliced from 4 exons.